This is a messenger RNA of Gavia stellata (red-throated loon), 2443 nucleotides long. RefSeq names its product protein only RNase P catalytic subunit (gene PRORP). NCBI's taxonomy places the organism in Eukaryota, Metazoa, Chordata, Aves, Gaviiformes, Gaviidae. The transcript is spliced from 7 exons. The record is from RefSeq and is a predicted model, not a curated record. Gene Ontology annotation, cellular component: mitochondrion; mitochondrial ribonuclease P complex. Gene Ontology annotation, biological process: mitochondrial tRNA 5'-end processing; tRNA 5'-leader removal. Gene Ontology annotation, molecular function: ribonuclease P activity; protein binding. Bases 412 to 2175 code for a protein of 587 amino acids.
CUUCUGACUUGACUCGGAUGAAGGCAGGAAGGAAAAAACCCAUGCUUUUUGCCUAGCUGCUUCAGAGUUGCCUGUCUGCGUACAGCAUACUCAGUACUCAUCUUUACAGUAACCAACAAACAAAUUAUAAGCUGCAAACCUGCAAAGCAUCUUGUCUAGAGAGAAAGAUACCCUCAUUUUGGAUGAAUGUUCCCACAGUCUGAGAGAUUGAUAUUUGUGAAAAAAGAUUUUACCAUUUUUUGUUUUCAUAAGAAGCAGAAAGGACUCAUAGAACAAACAUUUUGAAACUGAAGCUUACACAGCUUGACAGCCGUUGGGCUUUUUUAAUAAACGUCCUCAUGCAAACUGCAUUUUCCAUUUUAUAACUUUGUUAGAUACAGUGAGCUAAUAGUGAGAUAAUUUCUUCUUGUGAUGGCACUCUUGUCUCAAACUAGUCAACAGGGUUUUCAGGCUUUGCUAUGGAAAUGUCGUAUGUUCUGGCCCGUUUCAAGAUGCCAACAACUGUUUGCUGUCUCUUUCAGCAUCCCCAGCAGGGAAAAGGUUAGCUUUUUCAGUUUUAUGACGUCUUCCAGCACUGCGUUACCAGUGGAUCCCAAAGGUACUGACAUCUUUCCUACCAAGAAAAGGUCUGAAAUUGAUUAUGAAGAAGAAAAAGGAUGGGAUGAGGAGACUAAAGAAAUAUCUGAAGGAGAACUCCACUUUUCUUCUUCUGUUGGAGCUCCAAAGAAACGGUUAAUGAGUCAAGUUCUGUCAAGGCAUAAGUUUACCAAAGUACAGCCUCCAGAAAAACCUUUGCAGGCUGAGGAAUGGAACAGGCUGAGGGAAAGCUUUCGAUCACCUGAAAAAUUUGAAGAAGUGAUGUUUAACAGUAUGGUUAGGUGCAACAGCUCCAUUGAUGUGGCUAAGUCCUUGCUGACCCAUGUGGCAAAGAGUAACGGUGACAUUGCAUAUAAUUUGUUGGUCAAAUAUCUGGCAUUGUGCGUCCAGCAGGGGCAGACUUCAGAAAUUCGUGAUGUGUAUGAUAUAAUGAAAAUCAGAUUUAGGGUUUUAGAAAGCGGGGCUUACAACCUUCUUAUCAGGGGGCUGAGUAAUUCAGAUCAAUGGAGAAUGGCCUUGACUCUUUUGGAAGAAGUAAAAAAGAUUAUGAUUCCCUCACGGACAAACUAUGAAUCCUGUAUCAAAGCAGCCAGCCGUCACCAAGAAAUGAACCUUGCAUUUGAACUUUACCAUGAUAUGUUGGCUAAGGAUUUGGUCCCAACUUUGGAUGUCCUGCAGGCCUUUUUUGACUUCAGCAGGGGUAUGAAAGGUGCUGAGUUACAAAAAGAGCUGUUUGGUAUACUCUUAUAUUUGAGAGAGAACCAAAUAUAUCCUCACAAAACAUUUAUGCGGAGUAUAAAGCUAUGGUUCGAAAGUAUACCAGGAGCAAACUGGACAGGACACCUGACCAAAAUUAAAGACAGUGGACAGUGCCCAGUUUGCAACCAUCAGUUGGAGGAAAGUGACCUCACUGAAGAGGAGUAUAAUAAUCUCAGAGAAAGAAUAAUAAGGGACGUGAUACAUGGAACUGACACUUUUAGAAAGACAAGCCCACAGGAAUUUGAAGCCUUUCAAACAUUUGUGGAAAGUCGACUUCCGUUUGAUAUUGUUAUUGAUGGACUCAAUGUUUCCCACAUAAAACCCAGAAAGAUGCAGUGUGAAAAUCUAUUUGAUGCUGUCAACUGCCUGGCAAAAGAGAAUGUCCGGCUGCUUGUGCUGGGCCGCAAACACAUGCUGAUCAACUCUUCAAAUUGGAAAAGAGAGAUUAUGAAGGAGAUGCAGAAUAAGGCAGACUUCUUCUUUGCUGAAAAUAUCUCUGAAGAUGAUGCCUUCUUGUUAUAUGCCACUCUUCAAUCAGGCAAGCAUUGCAAGUUUGUUACUAGAGACUUCCUCCGGGAUCACAAGGCUUGUCUUUCCGACAGUCUGACACGUCAUCUGUUCCGUAAGUGGCAGCGUGGACACCAAAUAGUGUUUUCCCCUUCUGCAGAAGGAAAGCAUAUAAAUUUUUUGCCUGCUUUCCGUUACGACUGUGUGGUACAGACUACAGGUGAUACAUGGCAUAUCCCCUAUAAAGACGCUUUUGAGGAAAAAUAUUCAUAUCGAGUGCCAAGAAAAUGGCUCUGCAUUCAACAGAAAUGAUGAAGAAUGUAAUUGCAUAAGCUGAAGCUGCUUUUUUUUUUUAAUCACUGUUGCUGACUAGGAGAACUCAGCAGUACAGUUACUGGAUUAAUGUGUGAGGCCUGUAACCAAAGAAAAUUCACUAACUGCGUUUUGUCAAAAUCAUUCCUGCAGUAAAUCUGUUAACAUCAAUGGUGGUACAGCAGGGAUGAAUUAGGUCCACUAUUUCCAUCUUUACAGGCAAUUUCUGUAGCCUCUCAAUGUGAUUUGAAUUAAAACUUGUUUUUCC